AGAUAUAAGGGAGACCGGGUCCAGCUGGCCACUGGCGAGAGCUACUGGUGCCUGGAGCCAAGGUCUGGCCAGAGGACGGCAGCGGAAAGAGCGGAGUGAGGGGACCGGGAUGGGGCUGCUGCUGGUGGCCCUGGCCCUCUGGCUGGGGCUGACCUCAGCCUCCGAGGGGGUGACCAACAGCAGCCAGCUCUGCCAGGAGGCACCGGCCUGGAGUGUCAAUGGCUCGAGCCCCAUGGAGGAGGUGUCAGGGCAGGUGACCGUGGUGGCCCUGCUGAAGGCCAGCUGACAUUUCUGCCUGCUGCAGGCCCGCAGCCUCAGGGGCCUGCAGGAGAGGCUGGCCCGUCAGGGCAUUGUCGACAUUCGCUACAUGAUUGUCAACGAGAAGGCACCGCUCUCCCGUGCCAUGUUUGGGGAGCUGGAGCGCCAUGCUCCCCCGGGCGUCCCCGUCUUCCAACCAGAGCCCGAGGAGCCCGAUGUCUGGCAGGUCCUGGGGGGUGACAAGGAUGACUUCCUCAUCUAUGACAGGUGUGGCCGCCUGGCUUUCCACAUCCAGCUGCCCUACAGUUUCCUCCACUUCCCCUACGUGGAGUCGGCCAUCCGCUUCACCCACAGCAAGGACUUCUGUGGCAACUGCUCCCUCUACCUCAACACCACUGAGGAGGCUAACAGUACCAUGGAGGUCCCUGUAAGCCCAAGCCCACUUCCGGAACAAGAGGGGAAGGAGUCAGAGACCCCCAUCCACCAGCACAACCCCCUCCAUCCUCACCACCACCACCAAGUCAGCAGCGACAGAGCCACAGACCUGAGUGGGGACCACAAACCUGCUGCCCAUGCUCAAGACCACCAUGGAGAGCAUGGCCAGUCUCAUCCCAAAGGGCAGAAGCAGAAGGAAGGAAAUGAGCACUAAGCCAGGCUGUGCAGCCUUGCAGAAGAACCCCGUAGUGUGCAGACCAUGCCAGCUCGCUUCCCAGAGGCAUGAAAGGACUUGCUUUGGGCUGGUGGUCACUAUCAGCGUUGGUAUAAUAACCCCCUCCAGCAUUCUUCAUGUGGGUUGUACUCCCGUGCUAUGCCCAGGGAUGAAAAAUCUCCCUCAGACCCCUUGAGGUGCUGCGUUUUGAGCCUCAGGGCUUGGUUCUGAGCCUUCCUCUGCCAGCACCUGCCUUUCCAUGCUCAAUGAAGCCCACGGUGCAAACUGGGAGGUCCCCGGUCACUGCUGGCUGACACUGCAUGGACCGGCAGGGCAGGGGUGGAGGGGCCAGAACUGGGAUGGGAGCAGCACUGCCAGCAUGCUCUGCCAGUCCUGGCACCCGUGGGUGUCCUGGCACCUCCAGGUGUCUUGGCUGAGGAGAAAAGGGAGGAACAGCUUGUGCCCUGCAGGAUGUGAUCCCAGGGGAUGGGAGGCAUAGGAGUGUAGAAGGUCGCAGCUCCUCGCGGUCCAAACCCAGUACCCUCAUAUCUGUCACAUUCUGGGGACCCUCCAGGCCUUGCACAUGGGUAUGUGCAGUGGUGACGGGUGGCCGCAAGAUGGUGGUCUUGUCCCCUCUUGAAGAUUUAGGGGCUGUAUCCCAAGUCCACAGACCUGGGAGAAUGGGCUUGAGGAUCCUGGGGUAGAAGUGAGAUUGGAGGGUGAUGCGGGUAUUAGAAUACAAAUAAAACCUCUGUGAAGCGAA
Messenger RNA from Calypte anna (Anna's hummingbird), 1670 nucleotides. Its product is annotated as selenoprotein Pb-like. Gene Ontology annotation, biological process: selenium compound metabolic process. Gene Ontology annotation, cellular component: extracellular region. The transcript is spliced from 5 exons. Gene Ontology annotation, molecular function: selenium binding. NCBI's taxonomy places the organism in Eukaryota, Metazoa, Chordata, Aves, Apodiformes, Trochilidae. The record is from RefSeq and is a predicted model, not a curated record.